UUCUUUUCUGCGGUUUUCUUGAUUGUGAAGCAUUCCUCUUUACAACCCCACAAAUCCCUUUAGAAACAACAGCCUUGCAAGAAAAGAACCAAGACCUGAACGCACACAAUGUAUUUAAGACCCCAGCCACCACCGCCAGAUCUCAUGCACUUUCAGUACUCAUCUUUUGCACAAUCGCGUUAGCGUCCGUGGGUUUCUGAACAUUCUUUCGCCCCUUUUUAGUCCUCCCUUUUGCUUGUUUGUUGAGCUGAAGCGAUAUUCCGACGAUGGCCGAUCAAAUGAAACCUGUUGCUUCGGUGCUUUUGCUUCUUAACUUUUGUAUGUUUGCCAUUGUUCUGGGCAUCAGUGGGUGGGCUAUGAACAAAGCUAUUGAUCAUGGUUUCAUCAUUGGACCAGGAUUUGACCUUCCAGCGCAUUUCUCGCCGAUUUACUUCCCUAUGGGAAAUGCUGCGACCGGAUUUUUCGUGACAUUUUCUUUAAUAGCCGGAGUCGUCGGAGUCGCAUCAGUCAUCGCCGGAGUCAACCAUGUCCGCAGUUGGAACUUUUAUAGUUUGCCGUCUGCAGCUUCAACCGCUGCGAUUGCCUGGACUCUCACUCUUCUAGCUAUGGGUUUCGCUGCCAAAGAAAUAGAGCUCCGCAUCCGAAACUCUCGCCUGAGAACGAUGGAGGCAUUCAUGAUAAUCCUGUCGGUGACUCAACUUAUUUAUAUUGCAGCAAUUCACGGUGGAAGGUCGAGAUGAAUCACUGAACGUCAGUAUCGUGUGAAGGUUUGAGUGCUUUUGUGUCGUAUUUUUUUUCCUCUUUUCCUCAGGCGUCUUGUAAAAAAGAGGGCAUGGGAUUGUCCCUAUCGCUCGAUUUAUUGUAUUCAUAUCUGAUUUGUGUUGAAUGAAUAAGAGAUCACUUUCAAUCA
This is a messenger RNA of Eucalyptus grandis, 910 nucleotides long. RefSeq names its product membrane protein PM19L. The coding region runs from base 267 to 740 and encodes 157 amino acids. The record is from RefSeq and is a predicted model, not a curated record. The transcript is spliced from 4 exons. Lineage: Eukaryota; Viridiplantae; Streptophyta; Magnoliopsida; Myrtales; Myrtaceae.